Molecule: messenger RNA, 3190 nt
Organism: Amphibalanus amphitrite
Lineage: Eukaryota; Metazoa; Arthropoda; Thecostraca; Balanomorpha; Balanidae
Product: tigger transposable element-derived protein 4-like
Exons: 6
Coding region: 46-2694 (882 amino acids)
Biological process (GO): negative regulation of transcription by RNA polymerase II
Cellular component (GO): NuRD complex; nucleoplasm
Molecular function (GO): transcription coactivator activity; transcription corepressor activity; histone deacetylase binding
Source: RefSeq, a predicted model, not a curated record
CCCGCCGCAGUGUGCGUUGAGCGGUGAGGGGUGGCGCGCGCGGAUAUGUCUGCCGCGAAACGGAAAGUGAACCCGCUCACCAUUCAGGAGAAGAAAGCCGUCAUUUUGGAGGUGGAGAACAGCAACGGACGCACCAAGUCGCAGAUCGCCGAGCAGUUUCGCAUUCCCAAGAGUACGCUGUCGACCAUUCUGAAGGAGAAGGAGCGCAUUCUGGAGCUGACCGAUUCGGAGGAGCUGGGCCCGCAGCGGAAGCGGGUGCGCAUGCGCCGCGGCGCCUACCCGCAGCUGGAGGAAGCUCUGUUCGCGUGGCUGCAGGAGCAGGCGGCCGCCAACCAGGCGGUGUCGGGCCAGACGAUGCUGGCGCGCAGUCAGGAGCUGGCCAGGCAGCUGGGAGUGGACGACUUCAAGACGAGCUCCGUGUGGCUGGACGGGUUCCGCAAGCGGCACGGUCUGGCGGCGGCCGGCCGGCCCGACUCGGCCGACGGCUGGCGGCCAGAGACCACGCCCGAGGGCACGGUGCCGCUCACCCAGCUGCCGGCCAUGCUGGACGACUACGCCGCCACCGAGGUGUUUGUGGUGGCCGAGAUGGGCCUGGUGUUCGACCUGACGCCCAACGAGGCUAGUGUGGGCGCCUGUGCGGACGCAGAGCUGGCGCCGCGCCGGUUCAGUGUGGUGGUGGCCGCCAGUGCGGACGGCUCUCAGAAGCUACCGCUGCUGAUUGUGGGCGAGCGGUCGGUGUCGGGCGCCAGUCAGCCGGGCCGGGUGGCCUAUCACGCCGACCCGACCGCCUGGAUCCAGCCGCAGCACUUCUCGGCCUGGCUGGGCAGGCGGGACGGCGAGAUGGCCGCCCAGGGCCGCAAGGCGCUCUUCCUGUGCGAGCUGUCGCCGGCGCACGCGGUGGGCGGCGGCGGCCGCGAGGCGCUCCAGCUGGCCUGUAUGCCGGCCAGCCCGCUGACUCAGGAGCAGCUCAGCGCGGACGGUGUGCUGCACGCCCUCAAACGCCAGUACCGGCGGCGGGUGACCGAGUUUCUGGUGGAGCACGGCCGGCCCCCGGCCGCCGGCGAGGCCGUGCAGAUGCUGAGUCGCGCCUGGUGGCAGGACGUGAGCUCGGCCGUGGUGCGCCGCUACCACGCCUCGGUGGGCCUGCUGCGAGACGAGGUGAACGGGCAGCCGGCGCCGCCUCCGGCCGAGGGCGCCGCCCAGCUGGCCGCCCUGGCCGGCUCGCAGUUCGCGCCGUCCGAGGGAUGCACCCUCGAGUCGUUCACCACUGCCGACAACGCGCUGCUGUGGACGGUGCCCGCGGUGGCGGGGGCCGGGGGACGCCCGCCGGCCGGCCGGACCCCCCAGCGGGGCCCGUCCCCGCCGCAGGCCGCUGCCCUGUCCCCAGCGCCCGCCGUCAAAAGGGAGAGGACUGGAGGGGAGAGAGUGGGCUCGCCGGCCGGCAAGAGGAGGCCGUCCUCCCAGGAGGCGCUCAAGGCGGUCAUGGUGCUGCAGCAGUUCUUCCAGCUACGGGAGCCAGAUGAGGAGCUGGACGAGGUCCUCAGCUUCGUGGCCUUUACGAAGGAUAAGAUCGUCAGGAUGCAGAUGCAGGAGAGCCGACAUGACAACGGGCUGCUGAAGCUCAAGAAGGAGGUGAAGACGGAGAAGUCCGACACUCUGGGAAAUGUGAAGUUCGAGUCGCCCAUUCUCAAUAUAGACCCCGAUGCAGAUCCAGAUGGCUCAAAGGAGUCGAUAGAGGCAAAGCCGUCGCCGCCGGUGCGUGCCGUCUCGGACCUGCUGGCUCCUAGGAAGGGCGGCAUCCGCGUGGGCUCCCAGUUCCAGGCCGAGGUGGCCCCCGCUCCUGUGACCGGUCAGACCGAGUCGGAGGUCACGGCCAAACAGCAGGUCCGCUGGACGCCGGAGCACAAACUCACAGAGCAGCAGAUCAACCAGUUUGUCCAGCUUACCAGAGCGGUGGGGAUGUUCGCCCGCGCCUGCGACGCCGGCUCGGCCGCCACCCAGCCGGGCAUCCACGUGGCGGCCGCCAAUGCCUCGCGUGACGUCACACGAGCACACGCGAUGGACGUGCUCCACCGGCACGACUAUCAGCUGGCCGAGGCUCUGACGUCAUUGGUGCCCGAGGGCGGCCCAGUGCUCUGCCGCGACGAACUCGAGGACUGGUCCGUCCACGAGACGGCCCUCUUUGAGGAGGCCAUCGCCCGACACGGCAAAAUGUUCGACCUGAUCCGACGGGAAUACCUUCCGUGGAAGACCAGCGCCCAGCUGACCGAGUAUUACUACAUGUGGAAGACCACCGACCGCUACGUCCGGCGCCGACGAGCCAAGCACAUCGCCCGCCGGCAGGCAGCGCUGGCGGCGGCGGCCUCACCGCGCGACUCCGCCGCUCCGCCGGUGAGCGCCAGUGUCGCGCCGCAGGGGGGCGCCAGCAGUGCUCCGGCGUCGGGCACCUCCAGCCCGCCGGCACCGUCACCAGCGGCCGCGGCGGCCGGCCGGGCCGGACCGGCGAACGACGCGCUCACACUGCUCAGUCCGAUGCUGAACGCGCUGGGCACCUCAGUGAGCAUCGAGCCGGUGGCGGCCGGCUCUCGGCGCUCGCCGGAGCAGCGCGGCCGGGCGGGCGCCGCGGACAAGCCGAGCGCCGGAGUGCGGCUCAGUGGCGAGUGCAGUAUUACGCCGGUGCCCGUCAGUCGGUAGCUGAGCGGUGGACGCGGACGGCUGGACAUGUGAUCGGUCAGAGUGUGAGCGGUGAGAGGCUGAGCGACAGCUGGUGAGAGGCUGAGCGACAGCUGGUGAGAGGAGUGACGGUUCUCCAGCAGCUGGUGAGGACAGCUGGCAGCUGCGGCGGCUGCUGGCGGUGAGGUUGUGUCGCCUCUGACUCUAAGGAGGCCGUCUGUACCUGUGGACUGAGGCGGCGGAUGGGCGCCGGGUGCUGCUGGGAACGGCCCUGCUCGGCGACAGUACAGUGUCUGAAGACAGACGGACGGAGACGGUGUUUUAGGGUCCAGCCGACUGGAGAGGCCGUGUCGCCCGGACGCCGCGGGGCAGUGAGGUGAGAAUCCCUCGGAGGUCGCUGAGCUGCCCCCGUCUAGGGGCGGCAGCGCCCGUAGUGUUCUCGUAGAGCUGUGCUCUGUAUUACGCCUGUUCAGUGUUCGCUCAUUAUUCCUUUGCAAUAAAUGAGACGUUUUGGUAA